Messenger RNA from Adineta ricciae, 2019 nucleotides. The record is from the annotation of a GenBank genome assembly. NCBI's taxonomy places the organism in Eukaryota, Metazoa, Rotifera, Eurotatoria, Adinetida, Adinetidae.
AUGGCACUUGCAGUGCGAUCAGUCGUAUCAUCAUUAGAUUCCUCUUCCAAAACUACUGAGUCCAUAUCCGUUCGUAAUAAAGGAUCUGCAAACACGAAAUUUCUUAUUGAUUGGAACAGUCCAACAAUAACAACAACAACCACAUCAGCAAUUUCGACUCAAGCAAAAGCAAAGAACGAAAAUCUGCAAGACGCCUUUCGUCGUUUUCGUGAGCAGCGAAUGGAUGAAAUGCGCCUUCAGAACCGUUUGGAAGCACGGAAAAAGAGAAAAAUUCGACGGUCGAAUCCUCAACGAAUGCGGCGUUUAAGGUUGAAAUUUGUCGAACAAGCAAAGCGUUAUUUAGGAGUACCAUAUGCAAAAAAAUACUUCCAACCAGGAACACCUGAAUAUGAAUCGAAAUUGUUUCUGGAUUGCUGCGGUCUUGUUCGACGUGUCAUGUACGACUUAGCGAAAGACUUUGGUUUCAUGAUCGGCCCAUGGAACCAGUCUUACAUGUUCGAUACAUUACCGAAGACAGUCACGCGUCUAUCCGAUGUCAAACCCGGCGAUUUGGUGUUUAUCUCAGCUACUUAUUACAAUCCGAAGAUGAAAAAACAACGACAUGAUUUAACGCACGUAGAAAUCAUGCUGGGUGAUGGAGAGAAAACGAUCGGUGCACGAUGGAACGAUGGAAAAGUACAAUAUUUUGAUAGUUAUCAAUUUGUUUCGAAAAGUUAUCAUUCUCAAGUUUAUACCAUCAAGUCGCUUGAUCCAUGGCUGAAAGGAAUAUGCAAAAGUUAUUGUGCUGAGCAUCCGUGGCGUUUACGAAAACGCAUCAAAGUGAACAAGAAAUCCAUAUUUUAUUCACGAGAUCAAUCAAAUGAUAAACGCCGUCGCCGAUCUCAUAGUAAACGAACCUCCUGUGGCUCGAUCUCAUCAGUGAAUUCUUCGACCAAGAAAACAGAUAAGCAUCAACGACGGAAGCGACGGAAAACGCGCUCGAGAUCGCAUAAACGGUCUCAUUCCAUCAAGGAUUCACCUGAAACAUUGAUUGUCAAUCCAGAUGAUGCACAACUGCCUCCAUCGUCAACUAUCGACAUUGAAUCGAUCAGUGGAGAUGACGACGAUGAUUCAAUUGAUAUGAUUGGCAAUCAAUUAACAGGUCUCACAUGUCAAGAUGAUCAAGAAUUAUGUGACGAUUCUGAUUCGUUGGAUGAUGCUCUAGACGCCGAGCAAUACGAUGACGAUGAUAUUGAAGCAACGUUUCCUUUUAAAUCGGAUCCGCCGAAUACGAAAACACCCGUCCAAGCAAAUUGUUUACUUUCAACGAGUAAAGAAGAACAGAAAACUUUGACGAUUAUGUUAACAACAGCAACCCCAACGGCAUCACCACCCGUGUUUCAUCGAUCGACAAGCAAACCGGAUUUUGUUUUGAAAAGUAGCUGUGGCGAUUUGCAAAGUCGCUUGAAAGUUCGCAAGGUCCUCGGCGUUGGCGAUAUAACAGGUGCAACAUGCAGUUCAAAGAUUACUCAAAUACUUGGCCAAUCGGAUCAUUUGAUCUUUAAAUUACCUCCAAGACUUGCCACAUGGUUAUUAUUAGUAACAACAUUCUUCAUUUGUUUUACUCUGAUGGGUCUGCUCUGGCCAUCUUAUGCAUGUCUUAUCAUACCCGGAGAUUUACAAUCAAUUGUUCAUUUAGCCACUUCAUAUGCUUUUUUCGCAACAAUACUUGGUUUGACUCUUCGAUCGGGUGAUAAAACAUCGCUUCAACUUGUACUUUUGUCUCUUGCUCUAUUCCACACAUUAUCCGUUUCAACUGCUGUAUAUUUCCUGAAAACUACCGAUGCUAAAUUGAAAUCAACAAUAUCAAUCAUUCUUCAUCUUCUAUGCCUUUCUAUCAAUGUACAUUUUUAUUACUCGCUCAAUCGACCUAGUUCGUCGAUAGCGCGUCACAACAGACUAAAAGCGUAUUUUAAUUCGAUCAUACCAUAUCCAACACAAUUCACAAAUGAUUCCAAUACAGAACAGGAAUCCUCUUAA